Bursaphelenchus okinawaensis is the source of this 1035-nucleotide messenger RNA. Lineage: Eukaryota; Metazoa; Nematoda; Chromadorea; Rhabditida; Aphelenchoididae. The record is from the annotation of a GenBank genome assembly.
AUGGAGAACGUAGCACCAAAAGGUCUGCUGCUCGUAAACGAGACUUCAGACGAGGUAUCAGCUGUUCCGUUGAUGUUAUCCACGAUGAAGCGCUUAUCACAACAAAGCUUUGAUAUUGUGGCAAUUUUGAACUUCUCAAGCAAAAAGAGGAUUCAGGAGAGGUUUACCAAGGUUGGGUAAGUUAUUUUGGCUCAAAUUUAAAAAAUAUCAUAGCUUUUAGUUAUGUUAAUCCAAAUUUAAAAAAAAGUCAUUUUUUCAGAUUAUCGUCGGUAACAACAUUAAAACUACCAAACAUCGACCAAAUUUCUGCAUUUUUCUCCGAAAUCCCGUCAAAACUGGCUCAUUUACAAAAACCAGUGUUAUACCUCGAAAACCUCAAUGUAUACUUAUCGAUACUUGGAGUAGAUCCAACAAUACGACUGUUGAAUUUGUUGGCAGCUCAAUUUCCAAUCUACACUGUGAUAAAAGGCGAGAAUCUAAAGGAAUUGACCGAAAAUCGUUUGAAUUUCGUGGCUAACGCCGUUCUAAAGUUGAGAACGGAGAAGAAAUCGACCAAGAAUCUGUGUGAAACGACUCUCAGUAAAAAGGAUGGAGCAGUUAAGAGCUAUGUAGGUUUUAAAGUAUUUUGGCUAAAAUGGUAUAUUAUACUUGGCAAAAAUUUGAUAUUAUACUUAAAAUCGUUGCUAAAACUUCUACUUUUAGCUAGAAGAAUACACGAUAGACCCGCAAACCUUCACCAUCGAUUCCAAGAAGUACUCGCCGGAAAAGAUCGACUACACGGAACCAUCAGUACCAGAAACCUCUUCUCAAUUGCCCAAAACAACCUUCGAUAUGGGUCUGAAUCUGCGUGAAGACGAAGCCGAAGCCAAGAAGUCAACAAAACUGCCAUUUUUGAAUGCACAAAACGAGAAAGGUCUUGUGAAUUUGAACAUAAAUACGGGGAAAAAGGUCCGCGCCGGCGGACAGAUCAUCUACACGCCGGAUCGGGACGACGACUUGGAUGACAGUGAUCCGGAUGAUGACUUGAUGAUAUAA